Messenger RNA from Oppiella nova, 831 nucleotides. The record is from the annotation of a GenBank genome assembly. NCBI's taxonomy places the organism in Eukaryota, Metazoa, Arthropoda, Arachnida, Sarcoptiformes, Oppiidae.
AUGAGUUUGGAUGUAGUGUUGAUCACAGGCGCCAAUCGGGGCAUUGGACUCUCAUUAGUGCGACAGGUGUUGACCACAACUCACGCCAAACAUGUCAUCGCAACCACUCGUCAGUCGUCUCACCCAGAGUUGGAUCAACUCAGAGACAAACACCCGAAUAGACUCCAUGUGUUGACCACAACUCACGCCAAACAUGUCAUCGCAACCACUCGUCAGUCGUCUCACCCAGAGUUGGAUCAACUCAGAGACAAACACCCGAAUAGACUCCAUGUCCUGCAACUGGAGGGCACUAAUUAUAACAGUUUUCCGCAGUUUGUCAAACAAGUGGAGGCCAUAGUGGGUGACCAGGGAUUGGAUACCCUCGUCAAUAACGCCGGUAUUAUUUGUCGCAAUGGUUUGGAUUCGGUGUCCGUCGAGGAUAUGAUGAAUGUGUUUGAAGUGAAUUCUGUGGCACCGCUUAUGUUAACCAAAGCAUUGCUGCCAUUGCUUAAGGUCUCGGCUACCAAACGCAAAACAGCUGUAAUCAACAUAACGUCAACCUUGGGAUCCAUAUCCCUGAUCGGACAGUACCCGUUCCGAGGCUACUAUCCCUAUCAGACUAGUAAAGCGGCCCUCAAUAUGACCACCAAAUGCCUGUCCGUAGACCUCAAACCUCUGGGCAUAAGUGUGAUGGGCGUACACCCGGGUCACGUGCGCACCGGGUUUACCAACUAUAACGCCGCUAUUGAUGUCGACACGAGUGUCACCGGUAUUCUCGACGCUAUCCGUGCUAUUAAUGAUGAGUUAUUGGGACAGACUGUCAGUUAUGAUGGCUCUAUAAUUCCCUAUUAA